Molecule: messenger RNA, 1656 nt
Organism: Sabethes cyaneus
Lineage: Eukaryota; Metazoa; Arthropoda; Insecta; Diptera; Culicidae
Product: folate-like transporter 3
Exons: 6
Coding region: 1-1656 (551 amino acids)
Biological process (GO): vitamin transport; transmembrane transport
Cellular component (GO): plasma membrane
Molecular function (GO): vitamin transmembrane transporter activity
Source: RefSeq, a predicted model, not a curated record
AUGCAAGAAUGGUUGAAAAUUUCCCUGAUGCUGUGUACGUUCGGUUUCUUCCGGGAGAUGCGUCCAUCGGAACCGUUCGUCACAGAGUUUUUGUCGGGUGAGUGGCGUGACAUCACACCGGAGCAGCUCAACCGAGAGGUCUAUCCGGUCGGAACAUACAGCUAUCUGGCGGUGCUUAUUGUUGUGUUUCUCGUUACCGAUAUGCUAAGGUACAAGAUCGUAAUAAUAUUUUCUGCCUGCGUCGGUGUUGCAUUAUGGUCGCUUAUGCUGUGGACUACUUCACUGGCUGCCCUGCAGGUGAUCCAGGUGCUGUACGGAACGUACAUGGCCGCCGAGGUAGCAUACUACACGUACAUAUACGCUAAAAUCGACCGCGACAAGUAUCAACAAGUGACGGGCAAUACCCGGGCGGCGGUGCUGAGCGGUCGGUUUUUGGCAAGCGUCAUCGGCCAGGCGCUGGUGUCAACCGAAGCCAUGGACCUGCGGCAGCUUAACUACAUCACACUGGGUGCUCAGGGAUUUUCUCUGCUGUGGUCAUUCGUUUUGCCAUCGGUCAAAAGCAGUGUCUACUUUUACUCCAGCGAUCAUCACCACCAACCGGCAGCACUGAAGGAAGAAAGUACGAGCAAUGACGAUGCUGCCAAAAUUCAAAAUGACCGCCAGGCAGUCCAUUGGCAACCGCAGGAUACCGAGGAGGAAAUUAAAACUGACAUCCACACGGCCAGGGACCGGAACGUUGUAAGCGUUCUUCCAGUUUCAUCUAGCCGCAUCACUGACGGUAGCUAUCUAGCAGACCAAUCCGGUGAUAAUUUGUCCCAGGCACGAGCAGCAUCCGUCGCCCCCGCUGUGAGUCACGAGUCAGUGGAUGAGCGGUCUUCAUCUACUGCUAUCGUCGCUGCUGUCUCGAAGAACCGUUUUUCCUGUCACCGAGCUGGUCGUUUGCUGUGGACUCACUUCACUGCGGCCUAUCUGAACAACAUGGCCGUUGUCCAGUGGAGUCUCUGGUGGUCACUCGCGAUGGCCGGGUUCAUUCAGGUGCAAAUCUACGUCCAGCUAUUGUGGCACGAAAUCGACCAGGAUCAGGAGUACUUGUACAAUGGUGGAGCGGAAGCACUGCUGACCCUGUUCGGCGCAAUCAGUGCCAUUGCAGCCGGUUACGUGGCAAACCGGAUCUUCGAGCAGUGGGCCCUCUGGAUACUGACGCUAUGUUCGGCGCUGCAGGGCGGAUUGAUAUUAUAUUCUGGUUUCUCGACAAACAUAUGGGCAGCGUAUGUUGUUUACAUACUGUUUGGUGUACUUUACAUGUUCAUGAUAACGAUGGCAAGCGCGACAGUUGCCAAAUAUCUGGAAGAGGACAGUUUCGGAUUAAUUUUCGGAAUAAACACAUUCGUAGCGCUGGUCUUUCAGACCAUUUUGACCGUGGUGGUCAUCUCCGAAUCGGGCCUAAUGCUGACACCACGUGGCCAGUUUAAAGUCUACGGGAGCUACUUUCUGGUGCUGGCGCUGGUGUACUUCAUUCCGGCCACCAUUAGCAGCGUUAGAUACUGCCUACGAAACUCGAGGACGGAAAGCACCGAGCACGGCAACGAGUCCAGACUGUCUCAAAUAGAAGGAAUGCCACAACAGAAGCGUGAAGGUGAUAUCACUCAUUUUUAA